Messenger RNA from Leguminivora glycinivorella, 1323 nucleotides. RefSeq names its product neuronal acetylcholine receptor subunit alpha-4-like. The coding region runs from base 49 to 1251 and encodes 400 amino acids. Gene Ontology annotation, cellular component: neuron projection; synapse; membrane. Gene Ontology annotation, biological process: chemical synaptic transmission; monoatomic ion transmembrane transport; signal transduction. The transcript has a single exon. Gene Ontology annotation, molecular function: transmembrane signaling receptor activity; extracellular ligand-gated monoatomic ion channel activity; neurotransmitter receptor activity. NCBI's taxonomy places the organism in Eukaryota, Metazoa, Arthropoda, Insecta, Lepidoptera, Tortricidae. The record is from RefSeq and is a predicted model, not a curated record.
AAACUCCUCCUUAUCUCAAAGUGGGCGUUUAACAUCUCAAAUUCCCUGAUGCCAUUACUACAACGAGUAAAAAGCAGUUUGCUACUAAACAUGGCUUCGUACACAUACAUUUUUGUACUAGCCACAGUUAUUAACAUUAGUUAUUGCCAAAACUGUGCCAUGGAGUCCUUGUGGCCAUCAGAAAUUCCCGUCGAAGCGAGACUGAAAACAAAAUUACUUGAUUGUUACGAUUUUAGUGAAUCGCCAAAUAGUAAUACAACGAACCGUGUGGAAGUAGAAGUGGCUUACAUUAUACAGAUGUUACAAUUUGAUGUUCAUGAAGAAGUACUUACUAUCUACAGCUGGAACAUCUUUCAAUGGGACGACGCUCGAUUGAAGUGGGAUCCAGACGAUAAUAAAGGUAUUAAGAGUACAGUUCUAAAUUUUUAUGAAAUCUGGACUCCAGAAUUAAAAAUCAAAAACUAUGAGAUUUCAGAACCCGACAGUUUAAUACAUAUCUAUGAUUGCUUAGUGAAUAAUACUGGACGUGUGAAAUGUAUACAAGCUAAUGUACAUAAUGUCAUGUGCAGUAAUGCAAUGAGAGAUUGGCCGUUCGACAGAAAACAUUGCGUUUUAAAGAUAGAUGAUGGCUCAUGGACGCAGAGCGAAGCAAACAUUGUGUUUACAAAACUUAGGUUUUUGUCUUUUGAAGGUGCGUACACUGCCUGGAGACUGGUAUAUUCACAAGAACACUUAAAUUUAACUGGAGAAUAUCAAGCUUCUAUAGAAUUUGGCUUAGAAAGAGUAGCAGAAGGGCUGGAAGCAGCUAUAAUAGUCCCAGCUUUUGUGAUGUCUGUGCUGACAAUCAUAACAUUUCUUAUGGAUGUGAAGGGAAACAUGCGCUUAGGGAUUUUGUGUGGCAGUUUGUACAGCCAUUAUUUAUUUAUAGCUCAAGUCAACCAAUGUAUCCCGAAGCAGAGCAUCGAUACUCCUAAAAUUUUACUUUUUAUUAUAGGUUCUAUGACAUUGACUUUGAUUUUUACUGUGUUAGCAUUGAUUUUGAAAUAUUUUUGCUCGCGUAAAUUUUCUCCACCUGUUUUAAUUACUUCAUUUAAUUCGUUUGUUCUUAAUAGUUACGGUGAGUACUUGGUGUUCCCAAGGUGGAGUGGUACCAAUACUAACAAAACUGUCUUGGACUCAUUAAGUCAACAAACUGAAUGGUUUGAUUUUCUAAUAUUAUUAACAGCGUUGCUUUCAUUGUUUGUGUUAUAAUUUAUAUUAUUAUGUAUUCAAUUUACUUGCCUCAUGAUGAUUAUACGAGUACGCCUAGAAUUGAUUAAGUAG